This is a messenger RNA of Cooperia oncophora, 621 nucleotides long. Lineage: Eukaryota; Metazoa; Nematoda; Chromadorea; Rhabditida; Trichostrongylidae. The record is from the annotation of a GenBank genome assembly.
UUGCAGUGUGUGCUUGAAUUUUCGAUUCAGGGAACCAGCCCCAAAUUUCAGGUAGCAUUUCCUGGGACCAUAUGCAAUGUACUGGUGGCAAAGUUCACUCGUACCCUACCGACACUCAACAAUUCAUUUGGACGACUGACAGCCAGUCAAGCCGCUGGAGAGGCAAUUCUAUGUGCAAUGUUCGCCUUUUAUUAUGUGCCCAUGGUUUUCCUAGAUAUAGAAGCAAUGAAAGAAUUCUCGCGAUAUGUCGGCAUAGUUCUUCUGAUUUGCUAUGACAUCUGUAUUUUCUCCCACUUGAUUAUCGCCCUCAACAGGAUGUCCGCCAUUGUCUUUCCAGUGACCCACACUUGUAUGAGUGACAGAUUUCGUUUUCUUCAUCAGGAUGGUCUCAAUAAGACUAGGCGUAAGAGACCGAAUGCAUUGUGUGUUAGAGAUGUGAUUGAGGUGGGGCAGGAGCAGUUGGCUGACCUGGUUUGUGGAUUGAACCCUAAACUUAUCACACCCAUGUCCAAGCCUUCCAUUCGUCGAGGUCACCCAAAUAGUCCAAAUUUGCUUAGAAGAUCGAAAUACUUACUAAUCCUCCCGACGUGGGCUGGAGACCCAGAACACGAUGAAGCUUGA